AUGCCUUCAAUCAACGAAAUCCAACUAAUAAAACGGGGAGGUAACCAAGCUAUCGAGAUCAACCCUCCAACUGGCGUUGACUUCCAUUUGACUUCAAGUGGUUCGGAUUGGCUUUGGGCAGCCUUCUGUGUUUUCAUACUCUACUCUCUGAUCAUGCACGUCUUGAUGUUUAGAAAGCCAGUCAAGGAGAGAAUCUUCUACUACACUUCUGUGGUGCCAGCAUGGAUCAUGGCUAUCGGCUACUUCACAUGGGCAUCUAACUUGGGUUGGACUCCAAUCCAGGCCGAGUUUAACCACGUUACCGUUGAUGACCAAGAAACUCACCCAGGUUAUAGACAGAUUUUCUACGCGAAAUUUAUCGCUUGGUUCCUGGCUUUCCCAUUCCACACAAUUGCCUUGGGUCUUUUGUCCAACACACCUGGCGUCCAGACCGCGUACAACAUCUUCUUCACUGAUAUCUCAAUUCUGGGUUAUCUGUUUGGUUCCUUGGUCAAGUCAACUUACAAAUGGGGUUAUUUCACCUUUGCUGUUGCUUCCACCUUUGCCACUGCAAUUAACUUGUUCACCACUUCUAGAAGAUCAGCUUUGGAAGUUGGUAAAGACUGCCACUUCUAUUUCACUCUUUACGCUUCUGGGUUUGUCUUUAUUUGGUUGGUUUACCCAAUUGCUUGGGCCCUUGCCGAUGGUGGUAACGUUAUUCAACCAGAUUCCGAUGCUGUAUUCUACGGUGUCCUGGAUGUGAUCACUUUCGUGUUCAUUCCAGCCGUCUUCUUCUUCUUCAUUUACGAUUUCAACCUGGAACGUAUUGGUCUUAACAAGCCAGAGUUCCAAUUUGUUGCAAACAAGGAAAUAUCCACAGUUUCUGGCAGAACUUCUGGUGAGACAGUACAACACUCUGCAAGUACAACACCAGCUCCAGCACCAGCUGCUAGCCCAUAAAUUUGAUACACUUGACGUUUACCCUCUAUGGCUAUGCUAUCAGUAAUUAAGCUGACGCUGAUGUAUCUUUGAUGAUUUGAAUACAUUGACCUUUGAACAACAAAGAUGGGAGUAUUUUAUAUCACUUUUAACUUAAUUUUUAAUUAAUACAUACCCAAUUCUGAUUA
Williopsis jadinii is the source of this 1106-nucleotide messenger RNA. Its product is annotated as opsin family protein. NCBI's taxonomy places the organism in Eukaryota, Fungi, Ascomycota, Saccharomycetes, Phaffomycetales, Wickerhamomycetaceae. The record is from RefSeq and is a predicted model, not a curated record. Gene Ontology annotation, cellular component: plasma membrane; endoplasmic reticulum. The transcript has a single exon. Bases 1 to 939 code for a protein of 312 amino acids.